Messenger RNA from Carassius carassius (crucian carp), 2279 nucleotides. RefSeq names its product myozenin-2-like. The coding region runs from base 280 to 1074 and encodes 264 amino acids. Gene Ontology annotation, cellular component: Z disc; actin cytoskeleton. Lineage: Eukaryota; Metazoa; Chordata; Actinopteri; Cypriniformes; Cyprinidae. The transcript has 6 exons. The record is from RefSeq and is a predicted model, not a curated record. Gene Ontology annotation, molecular function: actin binding; FATZ binding; telethonin binding.
CUUAGGUGACCGAACUGAAACCUAAGAAUGAAUGAACUGUGCAAACACAGUGAAGUCAUAACCUGAGCAGACACCCGCUGUCUCUGUCACACUCAAAAGUGUCAACGUAAGUCUGUUUGUGUGUAAUGAUCAGUGCUAUUUAUAACUGUAUGCUAGUGAAAGCGCACAGAUCGCUCUGACACCCCUCCGCUUGGCUAGAGCCCCUCAUUCCUGCUCAGAGAGGAAAGCAGCACAGAUCCAGACUGACCUCUCCACACAACCUGACCUGGCGCAGACAGCAUGUCUCAGCAUACUCUGAUGUCAACACAGGAGAGGAAAAUGCAGGCAGCUGCUAUCUGUAGAGAGAUCCAUGCCACUGAUGAACUAGCGAUGGAUUUGGGAAGGAAAGUUAGCGCACCGAAGGAGAUCAUGUUGGAGGAGCUUUCCUUGGCAUCAAAAAGGGGCUCUCGUCUGUUCAAGAUGCGUCAGAAGCGCUCAGAGAAAUACACCUUUGAAGGUAUUCAGAAUGAAGCCAACACACAGCACAAUACUGACGCAGUUGCUCCAGGUCCAAGUGCUGAAACGACACACAUUUUAAGCAAUGAAAACUGUCUUGGAGUUGACCAGAUAGCCAAUACACUCAACCCUGAGACUAUUGCCCCAGGUUACGGUGGUCCCUUGAAGGAUGUUCCAGCAGAGAAGUUCAACUGUACAGCAAUGCCCAGAUCCUACCAGUCGCCCUGGGAACAGGCCCUCAUUAGUGACCCCUCUCUGGCCGAAACGCUGGUCACCUGCAUGCCUGAGCCCCAAACCAGACAAGGGAUUCCUCAAUACAAGAGCUUCAACAGGGUGGCUAUUCCAUUCGGUGGUUUCGGGAAGGCACCCAAAGCCCCUGUUAAAUCUUUUGAUGUGAACCCCAGCCUCCCCAGUCCAAGCCCCAAGCCUUCAGCACCUGCUCCGGUCAACCGGCCCACCUUCAACAGAACGGCCUCGGGCUGGGUGACUGACAGCGCCCCUCUCAUGCUUCCCAGCAUCCCCCUUGAGCCCAUUUUAUCCAUGUCUUCCACAUUUAUCCCCGAGUCAGAUGAACUCUGAGUGUUAUCCUUGUUGUUGUGAGCUUCACUGUCACUGACAAAUACACUGGUCAAAUGGAAUUGGUUUGGAAUAAUUAAGAAAGAAAGAAAUCUCUGGCUGCGUUUUUUUUUUACAGUAAAAAGAGUAAUAUUUUGAAAUAGUAUUACAAUUUAAAAGAACCGUUUUCUACUUGAAUAUCUGUUAAACUGUCAUUUAUUCCUGUAAUGUUAAGCUGAAUUUUUAGCAUCAUUACUCCAGUCUUCAGUGUCACAUGAUCCUUCAGAAAUCAUUCUGAUAUUGCUUGCAAAAGAAAGAUUUCUUAUUAUUUUCUAUGUUGAAAACAGCUAUGUUUGUGAACUGUGAUACACUACCCUUAAAAUAUUGAGCAAGGUGAAAUUGAAAGAAAUGUAUAAUUUAGUAUUUUUUAUCAAAUAAAUACAGCCCUUCUGAGCAUAAGAAACAUCUUUAAAAAAUCUGGAAUAUAUUUUGACUAAUACAAAAGGGGUACAAAAGCUGUCACUAGGGUGGUAUCCUUUCAAAAGGUGCACCUGUGUACCUUAUUUACCCCUAAAAAUGCAUAUUAGUACCACAAAGGUGCGUAUUAUUACUUUUUAAAAAGGCACUGCCACAGAGACAUCUUUUAUUUCUGAGAGUAGCACACUGAAAACAUAAGACGCUCAAGUGUGGCUAUUGGUAUAGUGGAUUUCUGUUCUUUGUAUUAUUGAGCUGAUGCCACCCAAAGCCUAGAAGUGCUUGACAUUAUGCUCAUAUAAACCUGUAAAUAUGUAUUUAUAAAGGGCUGACAUUUUUUGGCAUUAACACAAUUUAUUAAAAAAAUGCACUAGUAAAUAUAAAUCCAGCAGUGCAUGGCAUGCCUAUUGCAUGCUUGUGUCAGUUUUUUUACACUAUCAAGGUUAGAGUCUCCAGGGCCGACAAAUUGAAUCUGUUUUCCUGACGCAGCUGAGAUGAGUGAUGAGUCUUGUGCGUUUGAUCAGACAGUCGCUGAUGGGCACAGCUCAUGUCCGUCAACGCUCAACUUCAGCCUCAGCUAUGUCUGUACUCAACAUAAAACACAUGCAAUGCCAGAAAAGUGAAAAUGAGCUGAUAAAGAAGCAGCUUGCUCUCUGGGAUAUUAGACCACGAUUUCUGAGAUCAAUCAUUUUUGAAUAAUUGAAACCUAUUUCUUAUGUGUGAUGCUAGUUUAAUCUAACAUCACUGUUUGUUCU